Molecule: messenger RNA, 1444 nt
Organism: Moneuplotes crassus
Lineage: Eukaryota; Ciliophora; Spirotrichea; Euplotida; Euplotidae
Source: the annotation of a GenBank genome assembly
AUGAAACUAUUGGUUGCUUUUUGCUUUACUGUGCUCUUUGCUGUUGAGAAGUGUCAGGGUCAGAUUAUGGUGUAUAAUGAAAAUGGAUUUCUGGCUAGGUCAAGACCUCCAAAGGUGCAUAGACAACUUUCUGCAUGUAAUACUUUUACAAAUUGAACCUCAUGUAUGAAAGAAGAUCUAUGACUUUGGUCGAGCGGAGUGUGCUCUCCCUAUGCAAGUUCUGAGAAAACUAUGAGCCAAUACGCCACAUGAAAGACUGAAGCUUUAAGCGGGAACUAUUGACAUGGUUACUUUGGGGAGACAAAGAAUUUCCCCUCUUCAAAAAUUACCUUAAGACAUAAAGAAAGUGGAGGAUCAAUAGAACCAGGCAUAUAUUGAGACUGGAAGUUUGACACACACCGGAAAUAUGUGUAUAAGGUUACUAUUCAGAAGAGUAAUAAUAACAGUCAAGAAUUCCUAAUUAUAUUAAGAGGAUCUAAAGGCGAAAGUCUUACUUUUAAAGAUGAAGAUUUUAAUAAUACUUCAUCAAGUUUUACUUUCUAUAAUGCAGUUACUAUUGAAGUAGAGACAAUGCAAAAGAUAGGUGGUGUUGUGAGUGUUUAUGAUAUCACUCUGGAAGAGUAUGAUAACAAAACGUCAACGGCAUUACUAGGACUACUGACUAUCUUGCUCUCAGUAUGCAUCUGUCUGAUAAUUUGUACAUGCUUCAUCACAAUGUUGAAAGCUUGUUUUAAGGUUAAGGAGCAUAACAGGAGAGUCAGGAACCUUCAACAUAUGAAUAACAUCAGACAGCAAGAACACGAAUCUAGAGCCAAGAAAUUGCUAGAGGAAAACCCUCCUCUAAUGUAUAAAAACAUCAAUGUGAAAUUCGAGCAGACUCAGUGAGUUAUUUGUAUUGAAGACUUUAAGGUUGAGGAUAACGAGAAAGUCAGGAUCAUGCCUGAGUGCAACCAUGUAUUUCACUCUGAAUGCAUUGAGCAAUGGUUUAACAAUAGAUCAAAUGAUGAGCUACUUUGUCCUUUGUGAAAUAUCAAAGUUCUUACAAAGUAUGAGCUGAAGGAAAAACUUGAAAAGGAGAGAAUACAGAAAGAAAAAGAAAAGGCUGAACAACUCAAGAAUUCAGAGUCUUUUGUGGUAGGAUCUGGAAUUAGACAAAUGCAGGAAGAGAUUAGGAAGGGACCAAGCAUGGAUUCUGGAAUCUUGCCACCGAUAAAUAGCUCUAGAGAUCAGCCUAAUUUUGAAGAGGAGAAAGAAAACUCAAAUGAGCUGAGUAUAUCCAAAAAUUCUUUACCUCGGCCAGAAAUGCCAAUGGGGAAAAUUCCUUCGAUGCAAAUGGAGUUGUCUUCGAACCCUUUCUUCAAGCAAUAAAGGCAGGUCUCUUCAAGAUAAAGGUCAUAAUUUGAAGUUUUUAACUAUUUCCUUAAUUUCCGACUAUGUCAACAUU